UAAGCGAUAAGAGCCGACUAUAAGAUGCCUGUGAGACCCGAAAACCAGCUUCAUUCUCAGGCAAACGUUUGCUAACGAUAGACAGUUUUUGUGGUUUUAAAAUCGAAAACGAAAAGAAAAAAGAUAAAUAAAUAAAAAUUGUGUACUAAAACAAUAAUAAAAAGAAGGAACUUGAAUGGUGUGCCGAACAAAAUUUGGAACAAAUUUCUAGAACAACUGUGGUUUUCACAUAAGUAAUUUCCAAAACCAGCUGUGAUAACAAAUUGUGGUUACAAACUGAGUAUUUCUACUUCGAUUGCUAAAGAAAAAACGAUAUAAAACUCCAUUUGCAUUACAAAAGUGAGUCUAAAAAUUCUGCCACUCUUGUGUUGUACACAACAUACCGGAUUUAGUGCGCCACCGUUGUUGUGAAAGUUUGAAAAAAGUGAAAAACAUGGAAGUACCGCCACCUGAGGAGUUGAUGCAUCCGCUUUAUGUGCCCAAUAAAACACUAAUGGGACCCGGUCCGUCUAAUGGCUCACAGCGUGUUCUCGAUUCGUUGAGUAAUCCCAUUUUGGGUCAUAUGCACAAAGAAUGCUUUCAGAUCAUGGACGAGAUCAAGGCUGGCGUUAAACAUCUUUUCCAAACAGAGAACGUGGCGACAAUGUGUGUCAGCGGCUCAGGACAUGCUGGUAUGGAGACGGCUUUUGUUAAUCUCGUUGAAGAUGGUGACGUUGUACUAUUAGCCUGUACCGGAUUGUGGGGUCAUCGGGCUGCCGAAAUGGUUAAACGUGUGAAUGGUGAUGUACGUUAUGUGGAAUCUCGUUUCGGUCGUUCGCUGUCUAUAAAAGAAAUUGAAUUCGCCUUUGAGGGCCACAAACCACAAGUAUUCUUCAUUGCGCAAGGUGACUCUUCAACCGGCAUUUUGCAGCAAAAUUUGAAGGAAAUCGGCGAACUUUGCGAGAAAUAUAAUUGCCUCUUCGUGGUCGAUACGGUGGCGUCAUUGGGUGGCACUGAGUUUCUAAUGGAUGCCUGGAAGGUUGAUAUGGCUUAUACCGGCUCGCAGAAAGUGCUCGGCGCACCGCCUGGCAUUACACCUGUCUCGUUCAGUGAUCGCGCCAUUGCACGCAUUAAGGCACGCAAAACAUAUGUCAAAUCUUAUUACUUCGAUGCGUUACUUGUCGGUCAAUAUUGGAAUUGUUUCGAAGCGCCCCGCAUCUAUCAUCACACCAUCUCCUCGACGUUGCUAUACGGUUUGCGUGAGGCGUUGGCGCAAUUCUGUACAAUGGGCCGGAAGAAUGUUAUACGUCGCCAUCAAGAAUGCUCUCAUCGGCUGCAGUGUGGUGUGGAAGAAAUAGGUCUGGAAAUGCUCGUGCCGAAAGCAAAUGAUCGCUUGCCAACUGUGAACACAAUCAAGGUACCGGUGGGUGUGGAUUGGCGUAAGGUGUCCGAUUAUGCGAUGAGAAAAUACAAGUUGGAGAUAAGUGGUGGUUUGGGACCUACUGCCGAGCAAGUUUUCCGUAUUGGACUGAUGGGUGAGAAUGCCACAUACGAACGCGUCGAUUUGGUGCUCAAUAUUUUGCAUGAAGCUAUACAAAGCUCAAAAAUACCGGAAAAAUCCAAAAUUUGAUAGAUCUUAUGUAUCGCAGUCAUCUUUGUAUGUAUUUCCCUACGAAUUGUUAACGGUAUACAGAUAUACUCGUACAUAUUUGUACAGCUAAUUUUACUUUUAAUCUUAUACAUUAGUACUCUUUAAGUUUAAAAUGGUAAAUAAAAACAUGAAAUAGUA
Messenger RNA from Ceratitis capitata (Mediterranean fruit fly), 1768 nucleotides. It is a transcript of the gene Agxt, whose product is annotated as serine--pyruvate aminotransferase, mitochondrial. The transcript has 3 exons. Gene Ontology annotation, molecular function: L-alanine:glyoxylate transaminase activity; L-serine:pyruvate transaminase activity. The coding region runs from base 434 to 1609 and encodes 391 amino acids. NCBI's taxonomy places the organism in Eukaryota, Metazoa, Arthropoda, Insecta, Diptera, Tephritidae. The record is from RefSeq and is a predicted model, not a curated record. Gene Ontology annotation, cellular component: peroxisome.